This is a messenger RNA of Seriola aureovittata, 4109 nucleotides long. RefSeq names its product septin-7-like. NCBI's taxonomy places the organism in Eukaryota, Metazoa, Chordata, Actinopteri, Carangiformes, Carangidae. Gene Ontology annotation, cellular component: cell division site; microtubule cytoskeleton; septin complex. The transcript has 13 exons. Gene Ontology annotation, biological process: cilium assembly; cytoskeleton-dependent cytokinesis. Bases 259 to 1548 code for a protein of 429 amino acids. The record is from RefSeq and is a predicted model, not a curated record. Gene Ontology annotation, molecular function: GTPase activity; GTP binding; molecular adaptor activity.
AGGAAAACAGUCGGAGCAUUUUUCGUCACUGUGCUACAUCUGGUAGUAGUAUCCUCAGCGGCCAUAUGUAAUUUAACCUCAUUCAUUCAUCUUCAGACGCGUUUUGCUUCUCUUUGUUCACAAUAAACUCCGGGUUUUUUUUUUUUUACGGCGAGGAGCUGCGUGUUUCUCUCCGCUCAGCCGUUCUCCAGGACGUUUGUCAGUUUAUGCCGUGGUGACUGUCCGUCGCAGGCUGGGUGGUGACAGCAGCAUAGUACAAUGAUCGAGCGACCAGAGACUGCGGUUCCCAGCAUCGCUCAGCGGAACCUGGAGGGCUAUGUGGGCUUCGCCAAUCUUCCCAACCAGGUGUAUCGGAAGUCGGUCAAAAGAGGUUUUGAGUUCACAUUAAUGGUUGUAGGUGAAUCUGGUCUUGGGAAAUCGACACUCAUCAACUCUCUGUUCCUGACUGACCUGUACUCUAAGGACUACCCUGGGCCGUCCCAGCGCAUCAAGAAGACUGUGCAGGUGGAGCAGUCGAAAGUGCUGAUUAAGGAAGGAGGGGUUCAGCUGACACUCACCAUUGUGGAUACACCAGGUUUUGGAGAUGCAGUGGACAACAGCAACUGCUGGCAGCCAGUCAUAAACUACAUUGACAGUAAGUGUGAGGACUUCCUGAACGCAGAGUCGAGGGUGAACCGCAGAUCCAUGCCGGACAACAGAGUCCACUGCUGCCUGUACUUCAUCGCACCCUCUGGACACGGUCUGAAGCCGCUGGACAUUGAGUUCAUGAAGAGACUCCAUGACAAAGUCAAUGUCAUCCCUCUUAUUGCAAAAGCCGACACUUUGACCCCUGAAGAAUGCCAGCUUUUUAAAAAACAGAUAAUGAAAGAGAUCCAGGAGCACAAAAUCAAAAUUUACGAAUUCCCCGACACAGAGGACGACGAGGACAACAAGCUCAUCCGAAAGAUAAAGGAGAAGAUGCCCCUGGCAGUAGUCGGCAGCAACGUCGUUAUUGAGGUGAACGGCAAGAAGGUCAGAGGUCGCCAGUAUCCAUGGGGCGUGGCAGAAGUGGAGAACGGGGAACACUGCGACUUCACCGUGCUCCGCAACAUGUUGAUCAGGACCCACAUGCAGGAUCUGAAGGAUGUCACCAACAACGUCCACUACGAGAAUUACCGCAGUAAGAAACUCGCUGCCGUCACCUGUAACGGAGUGGACACUUCCAAGACCAAGGGGCAGCUCACUAAGAGUCCCCUGGCACAGAUGGAGGAGGAGCGCAGGGAGCACGUGAUGAAAAUGAAGAAGAUGGAGGCAGAGAUGGAACAAGUCUUUGAAAUGAAGGUUAAGGAGAAGAAGCAGAAACUGAAGGAUUCAGAGGCUGAGCUGGAGCGACGCCAUGAACAGAUGAAACGGAACCUGGAGGCGCAGUACAAAGAGCUGGAGGAGAAGAGACGAGUGUUUGAGGACGAGAAGGCCAACUGGGAGGCUCAGCAGAGAAUCCUCGAGCAGCAGAAACUGGACGCUUCCAAGACAAUGGAAAAGAACAAGAAGAAAGGAAAGAUCUUCUAAAGAGAGACACAACCUGUUCCUUCAGUUUUACACAAACUCAUUUUUCCUCAUCCUCCCUGAAGCUCACAUCUACUGUGGCCCUCAGAGCAACACACACACACACACACACACACACACACACACACACACACACACACACACACACACAUACAUUAAACUUUCAACUCAUUCCAUAACAUUCCCGUGUGUUACAUUUAACUUGCACCACAUGUGACAUGGACACCAUUAUACACACAUUCACACAUGCAGAUGCCCACAGCAGCCCACACGCUUGUCUCUCUCUGCAGGGUUUUACUGUGUUUGUUGAGACUUUUUCAUUUUCUUGAGGAAUGCAUGUGUUUGUGAAAAUCUAUUUUCCUAUAUUUCCUGACAAAGAGGAGAAGCCCGAGUUCCUCUGAGCGUACAGUACUGAGUAAACACAUGGCAGGGACCAUGCAUAGCCAUUUGUACACAUGUAGUCGUCUAUGUUCUCUAGAUAUUGGUAGAUAUGCAGAUAGACAUACUGUCUCCUUCUUCAAUGCUCCUUCUUUUAUUGUUCUCAAAAAUGUACACAAGUGUAAACCUUUAGACACUCGGUCAAAACAACGUCUCGGAGAGUGUGUCAGGAGAAGGGGGAGUGUAUGUGAGUGAAGGUAACUGAACCAGGUGGCAGCUGUGGAGGAUGAAGUCAGGUGGAAUUAAGGCCCGGUCACACAAAAAAAAAAGUGGCUCUUUCUUGGGCCAGGCAAUUAACUGGUAAUUAAUUAAUUAGCAGGCAAUACAUUAGCCAGCCAGGAACAUGCUAGUGCUACUAAAUCACAGUAGCUUGUUGAACUUGUUUAUAUGUUCCCAGUGCUGGGCCCUUCGCUUCACCCUGGCAUUUCAUUCAUUCUACACCAUUUCUUUCAAUAGAGAGUUAAUAAAGGCGAGGAACAAAGACUCUUGAGAAGGAGCUUGCUAAGUAUUAGUUAGUCGAUGGUACAAAUACUACUACUACUAUAAAACACUAUGUUUGCUAACAGAACUUAGCAACUUAGUCCCAUAAGGAAUCAGUUGUCCUGUUAACAAAUGCAUCUUUUAAACGUUUGCUGCCAGAACUUCUUAAAAACAUAUUUGUACCAUCAGCUCCUGUCUCAUAACCAGCUAACGACCAUUCCUUUUUUUUGUGGAGCAGUUUAUACUCUCCCAGAGGACAUUUAAAAAAAAAAAAAAAAAAAGCGUUAACAGGUAAUAAGCUUUGUUAGCUUCCUCCAUGUUGGACUCUCAAAGUCUUUGUCGGUGCACAUUAAUGUGUAAAGGUAAAAAAAUCAAAUAAAAUUAGCUGAAUCAAAAAUGUCCUGUUUUUAAAUGCUGUUGAGACUGGGCCUUUGGAAAGGUUUUUACAGUGCAGUGUCUGAGCAGGUGUGUUUUAUGAAAUGUCUGAGGUCUUAUAUACUGUCUGGUCUGAAGCACGCAGACAGCAGAAAGGAGAUGAGCAUCUUGUCUAACAGCAGCUAGAAUAUUGUCAUUGCAGUGUGUGUUUCCUAUUUGUAUAGAAGAUAUUAUGCAAAAAGCCUCAUUGGUGUCUACAACUUUACAGGUGAUCGUGAUGUAAGUGAUGGGUGUUGUCAUAGACCUGAACCCCAAUGUCCAGAUGUGUGUGACCAAAGGGAGUUAAUCAAAAUAGCUGGUAUAUUCCUUUUUUUUUUUUUUUUUCCUCCCCAGAUUCCCCGCAAAGAUGUUUGGAGAAGUUUUAGAAUAACUUAACUUUAGAAUAUUCCACAACGAGACAUUAACCCUUUGCUUUCCUGUCAAACAGAAAAUGUAAAGUCCAGGUCUGAGCCAAUUCAGUCAGAAAGCGGCAUCCUUUAAUAUGAACUUUCCUCAGAGUUGUCAUGUUUUAUUUUCAUAUGAUGAUGAUGAUGAUGAUGAUAUUAAUAAUACUAUAUGCACGGUUGAAGAGUGACCCCUUCCCUUGUAGUUUUCUUAAUUAACUCAUAGAUUAAUUGUUAUUUUAGUAUAGUUUUUCAGACUGCCUGCAUUUAAAGCAAAGUGCUAAAGGGACAAACCUGAAUCCUUCAGCAUAUUAAAUAUUGCCUGUUUGGAGUUGUUCAAGAUGGAGUUGCGUAUAUUGUGUACAUAGGGGAGGCUGCUCUGUGGCCUUUUGUUCUUCAGUUUUCUUAUUUUUUUUCAGACUAUUCUUCUGCCAGGAGUAACAACAGAACUUGUACUCAGAACAGAACCUAUUAUCAAAACACUCUUCUUAAGAGUCCACGAAUACAUGUCCAUACAUUUAUACACACAUAUAUAUUGUAUACAUCUAUGCCAAUGAGUACACCUUCUCAGGACUAAUCCGUUAUGCCAGAUUUUUCUUUAAGUCCAGAGAAGAGUGAUUCUGUUGUCCUACAAGCUAAAAAAAAAAAAGUGAAUUUUUCUUUCAAGUGCUUGUGAACCACUCACCCUUCCAAUAACACCAAGUUAAGAUUUAAGUUCAGGUGGAUUUUUUGUAAUAUUUUCUUUUUUUAUAUAUAUAUAUGUACACUGUUUUCUGCUUCUCUUCUGUACAUGGUUAAUAAAAUAAAGUUGACAAGGUUAUGCUUUAA